This is a messenger RNA of Rotaria sp. Silwood2, 302 nucleotides long. NCBI's taxonomy places the organism in Eukaryota, Metazoa, Rotifera, Eurotatoria, Philodinida, Philodinidae. The record is from the annotation of a GenBank genome assembly.
AUGUUCGUUAUGCUGGAGAAUUUCAUCCACGUCCAAAAUAUGGAUGGGAUAGAUGUGAUGAUGAAUGGGAAUUAGUAUUCGAUAAUGGAUCGGGUACUUAUGCUCCUAAUCCAGAUCUAUUGAUUAAUUUAAAAGAAUUAUUAUUAUUCAAUUUUCCUGGAUUAAAUAUUGUUACAUAUGAAUAUAAAGAUCCGAAAUUGAAAGAAAGUGUGACAGAGUUAAAACAUGCAGUAGAAAAAUAUAAAAAUAGUACAGCAACAAUUCAACAGCUUGUUUUGACUUAUCCAAAUUCUGCUUCGUAG